GUUUGCGUUACGAAUCCUCUUUUUUCACAUCUCUCUCUCUCAACGCAAUCACCCACCCUACACGUGUCUCUUCUUCUUCCUUCCCCCCAGUCUCGCUGUGAAAUUGUUUGUUUCUCCGGGCGAAAUCAAAAAUCCUUUUAGCUUUCUCUUCGGGUGGGUAAUUCGUUUCUUUUCCAAUCGCGUCUCCGUUUGUGUUUUUUUUUUUUUUUGCAUGAACGAACGUUUAGAAGAAGAAUCUCAGGUUUAGCUUCGUAGCUUUGCAUUUUCUUGUUUAAUCUUUCUCUGUAUCUAUCGUCCUUGUCUCGUAUUGUUUGUGUCUUUCGCUGCUGCAAAUCACAAAUAUCCUUAUUAUUCCUUGGAAGCCCUUCAGUAAUACAGGGAAUUGUGGGAAUGGAGGGUCCUGAAAGAUGAGAUAUUUUUAAUAAUACCCCAGUCAGAUAUUUGUUGAGGUCUUCAUAAAUUUUGCUUUCUGAAGAUACAAAAUUUGAAAGAAGUAAAAAGAAAGUGGUUCAGGAAGAUGACUCUUUUAGAUUCUGUUACAUCUAAACUGUUGUCAGUGUCAACCUCUGAUCACGCCUCCGUUGUUUCACUUAAUCUCUUUGUCGCUCUUCUAUGUGCCUGUAUCGUGAUUGGGCAUCUUUUGGAGGAGAAUCGAUGGAUGAACGAAUCCAUUACUGCUUUAUUGAUUGGGCUUUGUACUGGUGUCGUCAUUUUGUUGAUUAGUAGAGGGAAGAACUCACAUUUGUUGGUCUUCAGUGAAGAUCUUUUCUUUAUAUAUCUUUUGCCACCCAUUAUAUUCAAUGCAGGGUUUCAAGUAAAAAAGAAGCAAUUUUUCCGGAAUUUUGUAACUAUUAUGGCCUUUGGCGCCAUUGGGACUGUAGUUUCCUGCACCAUAAUAUCUCUAGGUGCAAUUCAGUUCUUUAAGAAGUUAGACAUUGGGACCUUUGACUUGGGUGAUUUUCUCGCAAUUGGUGCCAUUUUUGCUGCAACCGACUCUGUAUGCACACUGCAGGUUCUCAAUCAAGAUGAGACACCUCUGCUUUACAGUCUUGUAUUUGGAGAGGGCGUUGUGAACGAUGCCACAUCUGUUGUGCUCUUCAAUGCAAUUCAGAGCUUUGACCUCACCCACCUUAACCAUGAAGCGGCUUUUAAAUUUCUUGGGAACUUCUUCUAUCUGUUUAUCUUGAGCACCUUGCUUGGUGUUGCAACUGGUCUGAUAAGUGCUUAUGUCAUCAAGAAGCUAUAUUUUGGAAGGCACUCGACUGAUCGAGAAGUUGCCCUCAUGAUGCUUAUGGCAUAUCUUUCAUACAUGCUUGCUGAGCUAUUUACCUUGAGUGGUAUUCUCACUGUAUUUUUCUGUGGGAUUGUGAUGUCCCAUUACACCUGGCACAAUGUAACCGAGAGCUCAAGAAUAACGACCAAGCAUGCCUUUGCUACUUUGUCGUUUCUUGCUGAGACUUUUAUUUUCCUUUACGUUGGAAUGGAUGCAUUGGACAUAGAGAAAUGGAGAUUCGUGAGUGAUAGCCCGGGGACAUCAGUUGCAGUGAGCUCAAUUCUAAUGGGUCUGGUCAUGCUUGGAAGAGCAGCUUUUGUUUUUCCUCUUUCCUUCUUAUCAAACUUGUCCAAGAAGACUGAGGGUGAGAAAAUUGACAUCAAGCAGCAAGUUGUGAUCUGGUGGGCUGGUCUAAUGAGAGGUGCUGUAUCUAUGGCUCUUGCUUACAAUAAGUUUACAAGAUCAGGGCACACGGAAUUGCGGGGUAAUGCAAUCAUGAUUACCAGUACUAUAACUGUUUGUCUUUUUAGCACCAUGGUGUUUGGUAUGCUGACCAAACCGCUGAUUAGAUACCUAAUGCCACAUCAAAAAGCGACCACCAGUAUGUUAUCCGACGAUAACACUCCAAAGUCAAUCCAAAUCCCACUCCUCGAUGGCGAACAGCAAGAUUCAUUUGAGUUACCUGAGAGCCACCAUGACGUGCCACGACCAGACAGUCUUCGCGGGUUCCUCAUGCGCCCCACACGCACUGUCCAUCACUACUGGAGACAGUUUGAUGAUGCCUUCAUGCGUCCAGUGUUUGGUGGUCGCGGUUUUGUUCCCUUUGUCCCUGGUUCUCCGACUGAGAGAAGCACCCAUGAUCUCAGCAGACCUUGAAAGGAAAACUUACAGAAACUUAUUAGAAAAACCCAAUAACUUUUUCGUCUUCCUCCUUAUGUUCCCUGAUUCUGGUUGAUGUAAAGGAUUUUUUGGUUCUUCAAAUUCCUUUAUAUUUUCUUAUGUAAAGUUAUUAAUUGAAGAAGCUUCUUACAUUUUGAGAGACGUGUGGGGCUCCUGUAGAAUACUACUAUUAGUCUUUGUUUUGUUUAACAAAAAAACUUCACUUUCUGUGUUAA
This is a messenger RNA of Camelina sativa (false flax), 2388 nucleotides long. RefSeq names its product sodium/hydrogen exchanger 2. Gene Ontology annotation, biological process: regulation of intracellular pH; regulation of stomatal closure; sodium ion import across plasma membrane. Gene Ontology annotation, molecular function: sodium:proton antiporter activity; potassium:proton antiporter activity. The record is from RefSeq and is a predicted model, not a curated record. Gene Ontology annotation, cellular component: plasma membrane. Lineage: Eukaryota; Viridiplantae; Streptophyta; Magnoliopsida; Brassicales; Brassicaceae.